AUGAGAACGACCACUACUGCAGCUAUGGAGACUCUCUCGAACUUACCGCCACUACACCUAGUAGUUAGGGCGGAGGCGCUCAGAGGGGCAUACCGGCUGAGAGUCAAUGGCGAGGAGAGAUCGUCAAGGGUGGGACACUCGCUCAUCUUUGAUGAAAUCUCCAGGCAUAAAACCCUCGGUAUGAUAUCCGAGAGAAUAACCAAAACAGUUUGUCUCACAAAACUGUUUAAGACGGCAAUCCCCACUCGAUCCGACUGGGAGGACAAUUCCAGUAAGAUAAAACUGAAUGGAAUCGUAUAUUACACAGAUGGCUCGAAAACUAAGGAGGGCACUGGCUGUGGAGUGUACGGAAGCAAUGGACAGGGCUGCAGAAUCUCUGUAAGCCUAGGACAAAAAGCAACCGUGCUUCAGGCUGAAGUAUAUGCAAUCUUGACUGCAGCUUCUCGACUAUUAAAAGAGAACUUUAACAGAAAGAAAAUCUUUAUAGUUACAGACAGCAAAGCAGCGAUUGCAGCAUUAAACUCAUAUGUAGUAGAUUCAGGACUAGUCCUUGAAUGCACUGAAGUGCUAAACGCACUAGGCAGACUUAAUACAGUAACGCUAGUGUGGGCACCUGGGCAUGCGGGAAUCGCAGGUAACCAGGUCGCUGACGAACUUGCGAGAGCGGCAAGCGCGAUACCACUCGUAGGACCCGAACCGGCCUGUGGGAUUACAUAUAACACAGCCAAAAAGGAGAUACAAGCGAAACUCACAAAAGAGCAUUGCAGACAUUGGUCGGAAAUUCCGGGACAGAGUCACUCCAAGAUCUUUCUGGAAACCCCAAACGAGGGGCUAGCAUCAUCCAUCUUAAAGUUAAGUAGGAUGAAGAUCAAACUUGCAACAGAGAUGGCCACAGGCCAUUGUUGUUUGAACAAGCACCUGCACAACAUGGGACUGACUGACAGCCCUCUAUGCAGGGGCUGUGGUGAGGAAAGUGAAACACCACACCACGUUAUCUGCCUAUGUGAAGCAUACACAAAAGCAAGAGAACGCCUACUUGGAAACGAGAAGAUUACACAAGAAGAGGUAGUGAAGAUCCACCCUACCAAAAUCCUGGACUUUAUCAAAGAUACAGGUAUUCUUGAGGGGUAG
Messenger RNA from Photinus pyralis (common eastern firefly), 1131 nucleotides. RefSeq lists its product as uncharacterized. Gene Ontology annotation, biological process: DNA replication, removal of RNA primer. Bases 1 to 1131 code for a protein of 376 amino acids. The record is from RefSeq and is a predicted model, not a curated record. Gene Ontology annotation, molecular function: RNA-DNA hybrid ribonuclease activity; nucleic acid binding. The transcript has a single exon. Lineage: Eukaryota; Metazoa; Arthropoda; Insecta; Coleoptera; Lampyridae.